Molecule: messenger RNA, 1665 nt
Organism: Penicillium macrosclerotiorum
Lineage: Eukaryota; Fungi; Ascomycota; Eurotiomycetes; Eurotiales; Aspergillaceae
Exons: 3
Coding region: 1-1665 (554 amino acids)
Biological process (GO): transmembrane transport
Molecular function (GO): transmembrane transporter activity
Source: RefSeq, a predicted model, not a curated record
AUGGGACAUCCUGCCAUAUUGCAAGAGACAUUUGGCCUUGAGUCAAAAACCAACCCCGACUCCCGAGCAAGCGUCCACAGCACCGAAGAUGGAUCGCCUCACCCGGCGCUGGACAGCACUUUCCAGCUAUUCGAAAGCGAGCCAUCUCCGGAAGAACAACAAUGGCGACCCGGCGUGCGUGACUGGCUGGUAUUCAUCAGCAUCGUCAUCCUAGCAAUGAUGGACUCAUUCGAUGCCACUGUCCUGAUCCCCGCUCUACCUGAAUUGGCAAAUACAUUUGAUGAACCCCUCGCCAGCACGCUGUGGGUGAAUACCGCGUAUUUGAUUAUGAGCGUAGCCAGCCAGCUCUUUUUCACUAUGAUGUGUGAGGUCUUUAGCCACGGACCAGUGUGGAUCGUCGCCGUCGUCUUCACAACCAUCGGCACGGGGGUUUGCAGCGGUUCGAUGAGCCUAGUCGAGUUGGUCAUCGGGCGUGUCGUUCAAGGUAUUGGCGGCGGCGGUGCAAUGGCACUUUGCUUCGUGAUCAUGGCCGAGUCAGCGCCCGAGUGCAUCCACUCCCGCUACUCGUGCUAUAUCCUUCUUACGCGGCUGAUCGGAUCAAUUAUCGGGCCCGUCGUCGGAGGGUUAUUCGUGGAUCAUGCGAGCUGGACGUGGGCGUUCUACUUCAACUUCAUCUUCUGUGCCCUAGGCCUCAUGGCCAUCCCGUUUGCCGUGGAUCUGCGCGUCUCCAAGAAUAUCCCGCUCCGUAAGUUGCGUAUCCUGGACUGGUCUGGGGCCUCAAUGGCUUUCCUCGGACCCAGUAGUGCCAUUGUUGGGCUGAGUUGGGGAGGCAUCCUGCACAAGUGGACGGAGUGGCAAACACUUAUGCCCAUCGCGGUCGGCGCAGCAGCCCUUGUGGCACUGGUGUUCUAUGAGUCGAAGUGGGCGCUGCAUCCCCAGUUUGGCCCUCGAGUAUUUCGAUCAAGAGCGACGGCAAUGACAUACAUCGGGUGCUUCUGCCAUGGGUUCGUGGUCUUCUGCCAAAUGCAGUAUUUCACUUUUUACUUCAUCUCCGCCAAAUAUUUCUCUACCACCAUCUCAGGUCUGGCUUUGUUAGCGUUGACUGGCCUUGCACUCACCCCAGCAGCCGUGGUCGGAGUUGUCCUCGCAAGAGAGUCUCAGUGUUCUCGAUGGAUCAUCUCUGGCGGCUGGGUAUUAACAAUCCUUGCUUCCGGAUGCUCAGUUCUCCUUAUUAGCACCACACCCACUGUCGGGUGGGUGUUUAUAUUUUUCUCGGCUGGUCUAGGCCACGGCCUUCUCCUCUCCAGUUAUAAUAUCCGCAUUCACAGCGUUCCCACAGACGACGGCGUGUCGUUGCCAUUGAAGCCGAUCACCAUGUCAAACUAUAUGCGGGCAUGGGGGAUGGCUGUGGCCGUUCCGGUUGGGGGUGUGGUCUUCUUGAAUAUCCUCGGAAAUCAGUUUCAGAGUUUAGGUCUCAGGCGGGAUCUUAUAAACACGGCUCGGGGAUACGUGGUCUUAAUGGACCAAGUUGCGAUGCCUGAUGGCCAAAGAGAAGCUAUUCAAGGUGCCUCCUCCAUGGCGCUAAGGGUGGUUUGGGAAAUUAUCACUGGAGUCGGUGCCAUUGGAGGCAUUUCUUCGAUUUUUUUGUGGACUAAAAAACAAUAG